Messenger RNA from Protopolystoma xenopodis, 315 nucleotides. The record is from the annotation of a GenBank genome assembly. NCBI's taxonomy places the organism in Eukaryota, Metazoa, Platyhelminthes, Monogenea, Polystomatidea, Polystomatidae.
AUGUGUGCCCUUUUGUGGCAAGCCGAGUGUGACCUCGUCACACUUGCUAUUCACCCCGAACCCUCUCUUUCUAUGGGCUUAACCGACUCGGGCCUCCAAUCCGGAUCCCCUCAUUGUCUCGCAGAUCCGUUCCUUCACUUUCUGGUUGACCGAUUUCACUCGGAUCUAGUCCCAGUGUGCUUCUUAAUUCACGCGCUAUUUGUCAAGGCCCUAGAAGCGCGUGCAUUGCCGCCUCACCGAGCAGUGCGCCUACGCUCUGAUUGUCAUGCUUGCAGAUUUCAGACAUUUCCUUCCUCGAUUAAACCCGUUAUCUGA